GACAGCAGGGUGGUCACGGUCACCCGGCAGGACGACAGAUGCCUGGUUGGUUGAAAACACUGAAUCAAUGCGCAAUACAUCCUUAAUUAAUGCUUAAUCAACAACACCUGGGCAACAUCCAUUUCGGGGGGUGUAUAGCUAAUGAAAAAGUGUGCAUGUCACAAUUCUUCUCCACAGGAGGCCGAGUUUCGAACAGUGACCGAGGCGCUUUCAUUUGUUUCGCUUGUGGAUGGUUACUUCAGGCUGACUACAGACUCCAGUCACUAUUUCUGUCAAGACGUUGCCCCUCCCAGCCUGCUUGAAGACAUUGAAAGCCACUGCCAUGGGCCAAUCACGUAGGUCCUUCAAGACUUAUAUCAAACCCAUAGAGAUACAUUAGAUUUAAACAUCUCAGUGUGCCUUUAUAUGUUGUUUCCUCAGGUCUGAGUUUGCAGUGCACAAGCUGAAAAAAGUAGGCGCCAAAGAUGGCAGGUUUCUGCUAAGACGCAGCCCCAAAGACUAUGAAAAGUUAUUUCUUACCGUCUGCGUUCAGGUAAAAAGUAAACAAUUACAAAGCAUAGUCAAUCUUCAAAUUGCUUUAAUCUGGAUAUACUUUUGGUCACACUUUUAUUAGAUAGUCUGGAUGGUCCAUAUGUAUUGCAUUUGUAUUGUAUUUAUUAGAAAUCCCCUACAAAUUAAAACAGUACAUCAUAUAACAUUAUUACACUGCAUAUCUACAAUAGAAAAUGUAUAAUACCACCACACAACAAUAUUACAAUGUACCUGUGUGUAGAGUGUGUGUUCCAGCGUGUUAAUGCACGUAUGCGUGUGUGUGUGCUUGUGUGUGUGUGUGUCUCUUCACAGUUAGCAUUGUUCCAUAAGGUGUAGUUUUAUCUGUUUUUAAAUCUGAUUUUAGUGCUUGCAUCAGUUACUUGAUGUGGAAUAGAGUUCCAUGUAGCAAUGGCUCUAUGUAGUACUGCGCAUUUCCCAGAGUCUGUUCUUGACUUGGGGACUGUGAAUAGACCCCUGGUGGCAUGUCUUGUGGGGUAUGCAUGGGGGUCUGAGCUGUAUGCUAGUCAUUUGAACAGACAACUCGGUGCUUUCAACAUGUCAAUAGCUCUCACAAAGACAAGUAGUGAUGCAUUCAAUCUCUUGAGCCAGGAGAGAUUGACAUGCAUGUCAUUGAUGUUAACUCUGCAUAUACAUUUAAGGGCCAGCCGUGCUGCUCUGUUUUGGGCCAAAUGUAAUUUGCCUAUGUCCCUCUUUGUGGCACUUGACCAUAUGACUGGGCAGUAGUCCAGGUGCGACAAAACUUGGGCCUGUAGGACUAGUUUUGUCAAGAAAGCAGAGCAGCACUUUAUUAAGGAGAGACCUCUCCCCAUCUUAGCGACCGUUGCAUCAAUAUGUUUUUACCAUGACUGUUUACAAUCCAGGGUUACUCCAAGCAGUUUAGUCUUCUCAACUUGCUCAAUUUCCACAUUAUUUAUUACAAUAUUUAGUUGAGUUUUAGGGUUUAGUGAAUAAUGCUUUUAGUUUUUUAAAUAUUUUGUACUAGCUUAUUACUUGCCACCCAUUCUAAAACUGACUGCAGCUCUUUGUUAAGUGUUGCAGUGAUUUCACAAACUGUAUAUACUUCCAUUUGUUUUUUCAACUGGUACCAGGGGACUUUAAGACGGGUCUUGUGAGGCCUAAACAACCAACAUGUACAUGUUUGUGAGUCUCCUGACACUUGUGGAGGUCGUAGAGCAAAAUGGAGAACACCAUCCUGUUCGUGAGAGUUUCAUCUUUCCAUAGUUAGUAGGCCAAACCGUUCGGACACUACAGACAAUUUUGAGAGAAGACCGAUUUUCGGGAUGUCUCAUGGUCUGACAAACACCGCUCUAGCUCGGUCACAUAGGCAGAUGCGGUGGAUUGAGACGCAUCCAAUGCAAAACAGAUACAGUUGAAGUCGGAAGUUUACAUACACCUUAGCCAAAUACAUUUCAACUCAGUUUUUCACAAUUCCUGACAUUAAAAAAUUCCCUGUCUUAGGUCAGUUAGGAUCACCACUUUAUUUAAAAAAAUUGAAAUGUCAGAAUAAUAGUAGAGAGAAUGAUUUAUUUCACAUUUCCGUGGGUCAGAAGUUUACAUACACUCAAUUAGUAUUUGGCAGCAUUGCCUUAAUUGUUUAACUUGGGUCAAACAUUUCAGGUAGCCUUCCACAAGCUUCCCACAAUACGUUGGGUGAAUUUUGGUCCAUUCCUCCUGACAGAGCUGGUGUAACUGAGUCAGGUUUGUAGGCCUCCUUGCUCACACAUGCUUUUACAAUUCUGCCCACAAAUGUUCUAUAUGAUUGAGGUCAGGGCUUUGUGAUGGCCACUCCAAUACCUUGACUUUGUUGUCCUUAAGCCAUUUUGCCACAACUUUGGAAGUAUGCUUGGGGUCAUUGUCCAUUUGCGACCAAGCUUUAACUUCCUGACUGAUGUCUUGAGAUGUUGCUUCAAUAUAUCCACAUAAUUUUCCUUCCUCAUGAUGCCAUCUAUUUUGUGAAGUGCACCAGUCCCUCCUGCAGCAAAGCACCCCCACAGCAUGAUGCUGCCACCCCCGUGCUUCACAGUUGGGAUGGUGUUCUUCGGCUUGCAAGCAACCCCCUUUUUCCUCCAAACAUAACGAUGGUCAUUAUGGCCAAACAGUUAUAUUUUUGUUUCAUCAGACCAGAGGACAUUUCUCAAAAAAGUACGAUCUUUGUCCCCAUGUGUAGUUGCAAACCGUAGUCUGGCUUUUUUAUGGCGGUUUUGGAGCAGUGGCUUCUUCCUUGCUGAGCGGCCUUUCAGGUUAUAUCGAUAUAGGACUCGUUUUACUGUGGAUAUAGAUACCUUUGUACCUGUUUCCUCCAGCAUCUUCACAAGGUCCUUUGCUGUUGUUCUGGGAUUGAUUUGCACUUUUCGCACCAGAGUACGUUCAUCUCUAGGAGACAGAACGCGUCUCCUUCCUGAGCGGUAGGACGGCUGUGUGGUCCCAUGGUGUUCAUACUUGCGUACUAUUGUUUGUACAGAUGAACGUGGUACCUUCAGCCAUUUGGAAAUUGCUCCCAAGGAUGAACCAGACUUGUGGAGGUCUACCAUUUUUUUCUGAGGUCUUGGCUGAUUUCUUUUGAUUUUCCCAUGAUGUCAAGCAAAGAGGCACUGAGUUUGAAGGUAGGCCUUGAAAUACAUCCACAGGUACUCCUCCAAUUGACUCAAAUGAUGUCAUUUAGCCUAUCAGAAGCUUCUAAAACCAUGACAUCAUUUUCUGGAAUUUUCCAAGCUAUUUAAAGGCACAGUCAACUUAGUGUAUGUAAACUUCUGACCCACUGGAAUUGUGAUGCAGUGAAUUAUAAGUGAAAUAAUCUGUCUGUAAACAAUUGUUGGAAAAAUUACUUGCAUGCACAAAGUAGAUGUCCUAACCGACUUGCCAAAACUAUAGUUUGUUAACAAGAAAUGUGUGGAGUGAUUGAAAAACGAGUUUUAAUGACUCCAACCUAAGUGUAUGUAAACUUUCGACUUCAACUGUUAAACUAGCUUAAACUGACGGAUUUUGAUGGGGAUUGCUUUAUUACACUAAUUUGGAGAACCUUAGGGGGUUUUAAGUUUAGUCACAUGAUUUCUCAAUUUACUGUACCAGCUGUGCAGACAGACUUAUUUGCCAUUCCUUUUGCUUCGUUCCGCUCAACCAUACAAUUUUUCAAUUCCUCAUCAUUCCAUGGGGAUUUAACCGUUUUUACAGUCAUUUUCUUAAUGGGUGCAUGCUUAUUAGUAACUGGAAUAAGCAAAUUCAUAAAUGUGUCACGUGCAGCGUCUGGUUGCUCCUCAUUACACUUGAAAAAGAAAAGGAGAGCUCAGAUGCAAUAAUUGCUCCUCAUUACACACCACAGACCAGCAAAUAUUCUCUUCAUCAUAAGAAUCACUACAAAACCUUUUGUAUGAUCUCUUAUACACUAUAUUAGGCCCAGCCUUUGGAACUUUGGUUUUCCUAGAUAUAUCUCCACUCAGUAAGCUAUGUUUCCAUUACCUUGUCCAGUGACUUUUUGUCGACAUUUACAAAGUUUGCAUAAAAAGUAGAUGUGACAAUUGCCUGCCACAGUGCGUUUCCAUUGAGCUUGUUUUGAUUAAAACAGCUGGACGUAAUGAAGUCACAACUUUAAACAAAAAAACAUAGAAUGUUGAAUUACAAUGAAGUGGUUAAAGUGUUUCCAUUACCCAUUUAGCCUAAUUUGAUUUGAAAUUGCUAGCAUUCUUGAAAGUCAAGACAAUCCUUGUCCUGCAAAGGAACAUCAUUUUUUUAUAGUUGAAUAAAUUGAUUUUGCAAGCAGUAGGCAUUUUGGUGAUGCCAUCACGUGCCCCGCACCUUCAAAAUGAUUAGACAAUCAUCAUUCUUUCGAGAAAAAAAACACUGUUUCCAUCAUCAAUUUUCACAAUAAAGGAAGUUCGACAAAAUAAAAAUCCACCCGUCGAAUGGAUAAAAUGUUAGUUGAUCUUUCGGAAAUGUGUUACAUCUGCCGUUUUCAUUACAUGUCGCAAUGAUUUUUUCUGUGACAUUGCUUAAGUUGAAUAAACCUGGGUCAAUGGAAACCUGCCUACUGUUUUUGCUAGCACUUGCCCCCAAAAAGUGUACCAUCUGGGUUAACUCGGUUGAGUUUACAAAAACAGAUCAGAUAUACUGUAGGUAAACCUCGCUGACUGAGGUCUACCAUACAGGUGGCAUCACUUGUAAUGAAUGUGUACUUAUAUAGUACGUUAGCCAUCCUGACAACCUGGCCCUAAUUUUAAAGCUUCUGGAAGCACAAUCCAAGUGAGAGGAUAAACCCACAAGUACACCACAGAGCACAAGUACAAUGUAAUUACUAGGUGUUACACAGGAUUUAUCUAUUUAAAUUUAAGUGUAUCUUGAAUUGUACUUACUUGUAUUGUGUACUUACAAAGUACAUUACCCAUUCUGACAAUCUAAUCGUCAGCUUCUGAAAGCGCCAUCCAGGUGAGAAAAUAAACAAAGUGAUACACCACAGAGUACAUAUAUGUAAUAUUUACAUUUACAUCAUUUAGCAAACGCUCUUAUCCAGAGCGACUUACAAAUUGAAUAUCUGCAUAAGUACAAGGUUGUCACUAGUUGUUACACAGGAUUUAGCUAUUUAAAGUGAAGUGUAACUUUAUAGUUAACUAUAAGCAAUUUCUAUAUAAUUACUUAUUACUCAUUACCAAGUGAAAAUACAUACAAACAAAAUAUUUUCUACUACUUUAGUCAACUUUAUUGCAACAUGUUAAAAUACCUUACAUUUCUUACAAAACAAUAAGGAUUUGUAUUGUUAGAUUAAUAAUUAGAUUAAUUAAAUUAAAACAAAGAUACAGGCAUACUCAAUAACAUUAAAAUAACUAUUCUAGUGGUGAUUCAAAUCUGUAGGCUAUAGUAUGGUGAGUAGCCUAGAUAGAUAGCUAAUUUAGAAAAAUAUGAUUGUCUUUUUCUUCCCUUUUUAACAUUACAAGUAACAAUGGAAAUCAACAACUCUGUCUCUGACUCUGUCUUCAUCUAUUUCUUUCUUGUAAGCAUUUUCCCAUCCUGGAGUCUGAGACCUUAUGAGAAUCUGUGGUGGAGAAGAAGAAUGUAUGACAAUUUAGCAUAGACACUAUACAUUACUCCUAGUUAUCAUCAUCAUGAUUUCUGUAGUUUAGGCAUAUACACUACCGGUCAAAAGUUUUAGAACUCCUACUCAUUCAAGGGUUUUUAUUUAAUUUUACAAUUUUCUACAUUGUAGAAUAAUAGUGAAGACAUCAAAACUAUUAAAUAACACAUAUGGAAUCAUGUAGUAACCAAAUAAAAUGUUAAACAAAUCAAAAUAUAUUUUAUAUUUGAGAUUCUUCAAAUAGCCACCCCUUGCCUUGAUGACAGCUUUGCACACUCUUGGCAUUCUCUCAACCAGCUUCACCUGGAAUGCUUUUCCAACAGUUUUGAAGGAGUUCCCACAUCUGCUGAGCACUUGUUGGCUGCUUUUCUUUCACGCUGCGGUCCGACUCAUCCCAAACCAUCUCAAUUUGGUUGGGGUCGGGGGAUUGUGGAGGCCAGGUCAUCUGAUGCAGCACUCCAUCACUCUCCUUCUUGGUAAAAUAGCCCUUACACAGCCUGGAGGUGUGUUGGGUCAUUGUCCUGUUGAAAAACAAAUGAUAGUCCCACUAAGCCCAAACCAGAUGGGAUGGUGUAUCGCUGCAGAAUGCUGUGGUAGCCCUGCUGGUUAAGUGUGCCUUGAAUUCUAAAUAAAUCACUGACAGUGUCACAAGCUUAACACCUCCUCCUCCAAGCUUUACGGUGGGAAAUACACAUGCGGAGAUCAUCCGUUCACCCACACUGCGUCUCACAAAGACACGGCGGUUGGAACCAAUAAAUCUACAAUUUGGACUCCAGACCAAAGGACACAUUUCCACCAGUCUAAUGUCCAUUCCUCGUGUCUCUUCUUCUUAUUGGUGUCCUUUAGUAGUGGCUUCUUUGCAGCAAUUCGACCAUGAAGGCCUGAUUCACACAGUCUCCUCUGAACAGUUGAUGUUGAGAUGUGUCUGUUACUUGAACUCUGUGAAGCAUUUAUUUGGGCUGCAAUUUAUGAGGCUGGUAACUCUAAUGAACUUAUCCUCUGCAGCAGAGGUAACUCUGGGUCUUCCAUUCCUGUGGCGGUCCUCAUGAGAGCCAGUUUUAUCAUAGCGCUCGAUGGUUUUUGCGACUGCAAUUGAAGAAACUUUCAAAGUUCAUGAAAUGUUCUGUAUUGACUGACCUUCAUGUCUUAAAGUAAUGAUGGACUGUCGUUUCUCUUUGCUUAUUUGAGCUGUUCUUGCCAUAAUAUGAACUUGGUCUUUUACCAAAUAGGGCUAUCUUCUGUAUCCCCCCCUACCUUGUCACAACACAACUGAUUGGCUCAAACGCAUUAAGAAGGAAAGAAAUUCCACAAAUUAACUUUUAAGGAUGCACACCUGUUAAUUGAAAUGCAUUCCAGGUGACUACCUCAUGAAGCUGGUUGAGAGAAUGCCAAGAGUGUGCAAAGCUGUCAUCAAGGCAAAGGGUGGCUAUUUGAAGAAUCUCAAAUAUAAAAUAUAUUUGGAUUUGUUUAACACUUUUUUGGUUACUACAUGAUUCCAUAUAUGUUAUUUCAUAGUUUUGAUGUCUUCACUAUUAUUCACUAUUGUCUUUACUAUUAUUGGUGGUCUAUAGUAACUUCCCACAAGAAUGGGCUUUAGGUGAGGCAGGUGAACAUGUAGCCAUAUUACUUCAACAGUAUUUGACAUGAGAUGCUCUACAGAUGGUCAUACUACCAACAAACAAUAUUUUGAUAAGCAACUUCUUGCUAAGGUUACGGUUAGGUUUAGAAUAAGGUUUAGGGUAAGGUUUAAGGUUAUGGUUAGUGCAAGGGUUAAGUUUAGGGUUAGGAUAAGGGUUAAGGUUAGGGUUAGGGCUAGGGUUAGUAGAUAAUUAGUUGAAAUGUUACUGAUACUCUGUAGCGUAUCUACAGAUGGACUAUCCAAAUAAAGUGUUACCGGAUAUACUUUUUGACAUUCUCUUAGACUCCUCUUGGGCUGGAUUACAAAGACUGUCUAAUUACGAAGAAUGAACAGUUCUGUCUUUCGGGGGUCCACAAGUCCUUCCUCAGCUUGAGGGAACUCACUGACUUCUUCCAACAAAGCAAGCUGCUCCUGGCUGAGGUUCCUGUCAAACUGGAAAGAUGUUGUCCACCUCGACCGAAAGGUACAGGGCAACAAGCCAGUUUGAUGUUUUUAUUGCUCAAACUUAAAGCUCAAUCGUAGGAAUCGUACCAUGCACAACUGAUCAUUGAACAUUGGUUACUUCACAAUCAAAUUAGACUAAAAUAUAUUUCAUAUUGAAAUCAGAAGAAAUAAUAUAUAUUUGAUUAUACAAAUCUCAAUCAUCACACUUAGCAAUGAUACAUCUGCAUAGUUAAUUGUAAUGCUGCAUCAUUCAUCACAAGAACUACCCCGUUCUUUCUGUAGAACUCUCAAACCUGGUCAUCAUGCGUGGCAGCAGCUCAGUAGAGACACAGGGGUCCCCGACACUGCAAAGGACCAAACCCAGUCAUAUCCAGUUCCACAUGAUCAAGUACGAGGAUCUGCGAUGGGUGAGUUUAGCAGAAGCCUGGAGCUUCACUCAAACAUCCUGUCAGUUCUCUGUCAUGUGGGUUUAAUGCAGUUCAAGUUUAAAUGAAUUCCGUCAUAUGACAGAUCCUGUAUAAGGGAAAACUGGCAAGGCCAUCAAUAACAGUUUGAAUGAAUGAAUGGCUUACUCACUUUACUGUGUGUAUCAUUUCUGUCAGUGUGAAAGCUUGGGACAGGGAUCCUUCACACGAAUCUUCAAAGGCAGCAAGAUAGACAUACGCGAUGGGGAGAGACAUGUGACAGAUGUUCUGCUUAAGGAGCUGGAUGCAAACCACAAAAACUGCUGGGAGGUAGGCAACACUGAUAAUGUGCAUUUCAGAAGUCAAAUAGAAUGUGAUACUGUAGCUGCAUCAGACUGGAUCAGAACUGUAAUUGGAAUUUGUUUCUUGUUCUUUUCCCCAUUCAUGGCAUUAGUCCAUAUCUACCCAAAGGUGUCCUUGUUUCAACCCAGGUGCUGAGUUUCUUUCUGAAUGUUAUGAGUCCUUUAGUUAUGAAUCAAUAAUAAGAGGACCAUUUUAAUAUCCUACUUUAACUUAAUUGACCUGUAUUGAGUCAAAUGAUCCGAUCAAUCGUAAGAGCAAUUCACACGCCACAAUAUAAUUACUCUUUAACAACAAUUACAACGUCAAAGAAAGAACAUGGAUCAAUUGUAGUAGCCAGUUGCAGUUGGAGGUUUUUUCCAUUUAGGAAGGUGUGGUCUAUCGUAUAACAAACUAAGCAGGUAUGCAAACGUAGAAAACUUUUUGGGGGGGUUUCGUUAACUUGUCUCGUGUUAUAUCAGCUCUUUUUGGAAUAUUCUAAAAAUGGAUGUGUUUCAUUGCCUCUUGAACCCUAUGGGAUAUGUAGUUCUAGAGCAGGUGGCCGUAGCUUUUUGCCACAUGAAACAGUAGCUAAGAUAGGAUACCGAAGCCCGUAUCAACCCCUUGUUGCAACCCCUCCUUACUGAAGAAAACCCUGUACAAAUAGAAAGAAAGUAGCUACAGUGGUCACCCAUUCUAAGUGUACGUUCUCUUGUUUUUCUCCUCUAAGUCAUUCUUUGAAGCUGCCAGCUUGAUGAGCCAGAUUUCCCACAAGCACCUUCUCCUGGUCUAUGGGAUAAGUGUUCAUAGAUCCAAGAGUGAGUAACCGUAACACCUCAACCUCUCAACUUAACAUCCUACUUCUCACAGAUUUCUACAGAAUCACCUAAACUUGAAAAAAUUUAAUAAAAUGACAUGCACAAUUUAAAUGAACUACAAUUUAUAGGGUUAGGGCUAAGGUCAAUGUUAAGGUUACGGUCAGGGUUAAGGUUACUGCUGUAAAUACCCUAACUCAUUAUAACAAUGAGUAAUUACAAUACUUGUUACAUUGUAAUUAUAUGAGUAGUGACACAGUAUUAAGGGCACUGUAAUGUAAAGUGCUACUGAGUCUGCUAACGCAGUUCCACUUCAUUUUCUGUGGGGGUUUUGAGCAGUGCUCACUCAACUCUCUCUCAAGGAGCUGCUGCUAUCGUAACACAUCUAAUCAUGCUACGCUGGUUAUCUCUUAACCUUGCAGAUGUCAUGGUGCAGGAGUUUGUCAAGUGUGGGGCCCUUGACCUGUUCCUGAAGAGGGAAGGGUCAGUGUCGGUCAGCUGGAAACUUGACGUGGCCAGACAGUUGGCUUGUGCCCUAAAUUUCCUGGUGAGAUGAAGCUGAUCUUUGGUCUGAUUUCUAUUUCUCUUCAGCUGAAGUAUUUUGUAUGUUUUCUGAGGAAGCACUUUUGUUCAAAUAGAUUAUCUAUAGAUGUUUGAUUAACUGUCCUUAGACAUUCCUUCAGUGUCAAUACUAGUGUAUACACUAGUUAAACUGCUACUGCUUGCUCAUUGUUUGAACUAUUCAAAUAAACGGUUACAAUUUUAGUCUGUCUCUUUCUUCAUCAAAUAGGAAGAGAAGAACAUUAUUCAUGGGAAUAUUUGUGCCAAAAAUCUGCUCCUGGCCAGAGAGGGGGACGCAUCCCAAGGAAGCUCUCCUUUCAUCAAGCUGAGUGACCCGGGCAUCAACGUGGCAAUGUUGGGCAGAGAUGGUAAACAGUCAUCAUAAUGUAAUGCAGAGAGUAUACAUGCACACUGGGAAUGGCUUCCAAAAAGUGAUAUUAUAUUUAAAAACCUAAUGCUUUUAACUGUUUGUGUUCUGUAUCUACUGUAUGGGUCGUGUGUGUGUGUGUGUGUGUGUAUGUGUGUGUGUGUGUAUGUGUGUAUGUGUGUAUGUGUGUAUGUGUGUGUGUGUGUGUGUGUAUGUAUGUAUGUAUGUAUGUAUGUAUGUAUGUAUGUAUGUAUGUAUGUAUGUAUGUAUGUAUGUAUAGUGGUGCUUGACAGGAUUCCAUGGGUAGCUCCGGAGGUGCUGGAGGCUCCAGAGAAGCUUGAGCUGGAGUGUGAUAAGUGGAGCUUUGGUGCCACGCUGUGGGAGAUAUUCAAUGGAGGACAGGCACCACUACAGGGCCUGGACCUCGAGAGGGUAAACUCCUACCUUUAACUACCACUAACACAACAAUGUACAGUAUCUGAUAUUGACUUACCCUGUGGAUAAGGGCCAAAUUAGUUUAUUCAUGAAACCUAUGCAAUUAUCACCCGAGUUUCAGGAAAAUCAGGUGCAGUUUAUUUUCUCUGUAAAACCCACAUGAAAAUGCCAACUGUUAAUUCUCCUUGGCUUAGGCUUUGUCAACAGCCUGAGUAUUAAACUUACAUUAAUCCAAUCUUGAUUACUUUUUAAGCGGUUUUCAGAAAAUAUGUGGUCAAAUUCCACUCAAAUUCACCACGGCGUUGAAGUUUUUUGUACAAACCCAAUACGUUGAAUUAACCUCUGCUUCUUUUAAGCAGAAGCUGCAGUUUUACAAGACCUACAAGCAGUUACCCUCUUCAGAGUGGACAGAGCUGGCGGAUCUUAUCAGCCAGUGUAUGAACUACCAGCCUGCAUUCAGGCCCUCCUGUCGGAGCAUAAUUCGCCAACUGAACAGUCUGAUAACGUCAGGUACUUCUCACUAAUGAACCCAAACCAUGUUACUUAAAACACCCUGUGUGGUCCAGAAUUAGAGUUUCUACCUGUUAUUUUCAGGUGGGAAUUUGUUUAAUAAAACACAGCUAAACCCAAAGUGUCCUUUAGUUUAGGGGCUGUGUCUUUUUAUUGACCUGUUUGUUCUACACUCUUAGAAAAAAGGGUUCCAAAAGGGUUCUUCGGCUGUCCACAUAGGAGAACCCUUUUUGGUUCCAGGAAGUAGGGCUGACCCCAUUUAGUCGACUGGUCGAUUGUUUGGUCGAUAGGCUGUCGAUGGUUUGGUCGAUAGGCUGUCGAUGGUUUGGUCAAUAGGCUGUUGAUGGUUUGGUCGAUAGGCCAGUAUCACCAGUAGUUGGCUACAUUUAGCCUACUGUUAAUUCCCAUAAUUUAAAAUAUACAGUGUUUGUUUGGUUAGGGUAAUUUCCAUUAAUAUAUUAUUAUUACAGUCUUACUGUUGUUAUUGUAGAAGUGGACACAUUGUUUGCAGAGUGCACAACCUAGGCUACACUUGAAAAAAGUUUUGGUUUAUUUCAUUCUAUUUACGAGUUGUCUUUUGUUUGGAGUGCUCCUGUCAAUCUUGAGUAAGGACAAACACCUGAUUACGCAUAGAAGUAGGCCUAGGCUACCUGACCUGCGUGCAAAUGUAGGCCUAUAAAUGUGCCCAUUUGGGGAUCUGAUACUAUUUCUGAUUGUCUUAACUCACCAUCACUGUGGAGCUUCUCUAAGUAAUUUUUUCUUCGCCUCAAACAGCAAGUAAAGGAAGUCUGUUAUUACAUCCAUUGAGAAUGACAAUAGUUCCUCAAUGAAGCCUAUUUGAAAAAUCUUUCCAGCUCUCUCCCUUUCGAUAACCACUCAGCAUGAAAGGGGGAAGAAAUGUCAUGCUGUGAUCGGGUGGAAACGUCUACCUGAUUACAGUGAGGGAAAAAAGUAUUUGAUCCCCUGCUGAUUUUGUACGUUUGCCCACUGACAAAGAAAUUAUCAGUCUAUAAUUUUAAUGGUAGGUUUAUUUGAACAGUGAGAGACAGAAUAACAACAAAAAAAUCCAGAAAAACGCAUGUCAAAAAUGUUAUAAAUUGAUUUAUAUUUUAAUGAAGGAAAUAAGUAUUUGACCCCCUCUCAAUCAGAAAGAUUUCUGGCUCCCAGGUGUCUUUUAUACAGGUAACGAGCUGAGAUUAGGAGCACACUCUUAAAGGGAGUGCUCCUAAUCUCAGCUUGUUACCUGUAUAAAAGACACCUGUCCACAGAAGCAAUCAAUCAAUCAGAUUCCAAACUCUCCACCAUGACCAAGACCAAAGAGCUCUCCAAGGAUGUCAGGGACAAGAUUGUAGACCUACACAAGGCUGGAAUGGGCUACAAGACCAUCGCCAAGCAGCUUGGUGAGAAGGUGACAACAGUUGGUGCGAUUAUUCGCAAAUGGAAGAAACACAAAAUAACUGUCAAUCUCCCUCGGCCUGGGGCUCCAAGCAAGAUCUCACCUCGUGGAGUUGCAAUGAUCAUGAGAACAGUGAGGAAUCAGCCCAGAACUACACGGGAGGAUCUUGUCAAUGAUCUCAAGGCAGCUGGGACCAUAGUCACCAAGAAAACAAUUGGUAACACACUACGCCGUGAAGGACUGAAAUCCUGCAGCGCCCGCAAGGUCCCCCUGCUCAAGAAAGCACAUAGACAGGGCCGUCUGAAGUUUGCCAAUGAACAUCUGAAUGAUUCAGAGGAGAACUGGGUGAAAGUGUUGUGGUCAGAUGAGACCAAAAUCGAGCUCUUUGGCAUCAACUCAACUCGCCGUGUUUGGAGGAGGAGGAAUGCUGCCUAUGACCCCAAGAACACCAUCCCCACCGUCAAACAUGGAGGUGGAAACAUUAUGCUUUGGGGGUGUUUUUCUGCUAAGGGGACAGGACAACUUCACUGCAUCAAAGUUACGAUGGACGGGGCCAUGUACCGUCAAAUCUUGGGUGAGAACCUCCUUCCCUCAGCCAGGGCAUUGAAAAUGGGUCGUGGAUGGGUAUUCCAGCAUUACAAUGGGCGGCAGGUAGCUUAGUGGUUAAGAGCGUUGUGCCAGUAACCGAAAGGUCGCUGGUUCUAAUCCCCGAGCCGACUAGGUGAAAAAUCUGUCGAUGUGCCCUUGAGCAAGGCACUUAACCCUAAUUUCUCCUGUAAGUCGCUCUGGAUAAGAGCGUCUGCUAAAUUACCAAAUAUUAUUAAAUAUUAAUACAAUGACCCAAAACACACGGCCAAGGCAACAAAGGAGUGGCUCAAGAAGAAGCACAUUAAGGUGCUGGAGUUGCCUAGCCAGUCUCCAGACCUUAAUCCCAUAGAAAAUCUGUGGAGGGAGCUGAAGGUUUGAGUUGCCAAACGUCAGCCUCGAAACCUUAAUGACUUGGAGAAGAUCUGCAAAGAGGAGUGGGACAAAAUCCCUCCUGAGAUGUGUGCAAACCUGGUGGCCAACUACAAGAAACGUCUGACCUCUGUGAUUGCCAACAAGGGUUUUGCCACCAAGUACUAAGUCAUGUUUUGCAGAGGGGUCAAAUACUUAUUUCCCUCAUUAAAAUGCAAAUCAAUUUAUAACAUUUCUGACAUGUGUUUUUCUGAAUUUUUUUGUUGUUAUUCUGUCUCUCACUGUUCAAAUAAACCUACCUUUAAAAGUAUAGACUAAUCAUGUCUUUGUCAGUGGGCAAACGUACAAAAUCAGCAGGGGAUCAAAUACUUUUUUCCCUCACUGUACUUCUUAUCCCUUGCGCAAAUAGCCUACAGCUGUGUCUGUCUGUCUGGAGCUCACUGGCGCAGGAAAUAUUUUAUACAAUGUUGCAAGUUUGCUAGCACCAGCUUCAGGGAGGACCAAGUUAAUAGUUGAUACAAUGUUUCAAGUUCCUUGCAGACAGGCCAUGCUUAGCCAAUGUGAUUUAUAGGACAUUUUUAUCAGGAUAUUUUCUACCUGCGGGCUGCAAUAUCUUUAUGUAGGCUAUUUUUACAUAUUGGCAAUGGCAAUAGAAGUUACUUUUAGAUUUGUAUCAUUUUCAUUUAGAUAAAAUGUUGAUUAACUAAAUGACAUUGAUUUUCAGAUAUAAAGACUUCAUUAUAAAUUAAAUUAAACUGUUCCACGAAAAUGUGCAUAUGAAAAUCAUAACUGGCACACAGCUCAAUAGAAAUGGUACGAUAACUUGGCACUCCAAAUGAAAAAGGUGUAGCCUAUUACCAGCAACUUCAGGAGCUUAAAGGCAGAAUCUGCAAAGGCCAGCAGCAGCGGACAGCGGGAGGAGGAGGGUCGGGAACAGGUUUAUUUCUUCUGGCUAAGCUAUAUUGAUCUCUGGCUCCCUCUUUAGUAAUUUGUGUGUCUCCAUUUUUAAUCACAAUACUUAAAGCAUCAGACAAGCUCAGUAGCCUACAUAUAGUUGAUAUAUAUGGAAAAAUACAAGUUUUAACAUUUCGGCCAAUCAAUUGGUUGAAAGAACAGAAGACUCUCGGUUGACCCAAAAAACAAAUUGUCGGGGACAGCCUUAACAGGUAGAACCCUUGUUGAUGUCAGGUAGAACCUUUUGGGGUUCCAUGUAGAACCCUCUGAACCCUCUGUGGAAAGGGUUUUACAUAGAACCCAAAAGGGUUCUACCUGUAACCAAAAAGGGUUCUCCUAUGUGGAUAGCCGAAGAACCCAUUCCAACACAGAAAAUCUGCUUUUAACAUACUUAAUUAGCAUUUUUUGGAAGGAAAACUAUUUCACUCAUAUUGUAAGUAAUUAUAGGUCAUAUUUCAUAGAAAUCUGGAAACACUGGACAGUUAUCUUAAGCUGACCUCUACUUAUUGAUAAACCUUUUAUUCCUUUAAUUUGUAGGAUAUCUUUGCUCUGAGGCAAACAAUUUUACAUCUGGCCCUAUGUGACAGGCAGAUUUAUGAAAGGCAUCAGUAGUGAUAUAGCCUCUGAGUGCCUUUCUUCCUGUGCCGUAGAUUACGUGAUACUCCAUGCUGCGGAGCCUCUCCCUGACAGGGACAGAGCAUUAAGCCACUCCCACCAGCAGGACCAAUCAGUGUAUGAGGAGAGACACCUGCGCUACAUCUCCCCUCUGGGGAAGGUAAGUUGUCACCUGCAUGAGUUGCAUUCCCACAAUCUGUAGCUUCCUCUCCUCAUCUCCUUUUGUUGUUAAUUGAGUCUUUGUAAACAAACAAUUUAUAACUUUAAAAAGCUAUGACGAUCAAUUUCUUAUAGGCUACUGUCAGUCCUUGCAUCCAUAGCUCCGUCUAUGACAUUGAGAGUGGUUGCAUUUCCCCAGCCCUAUCCCCUGGCUCACCAACAAAGUGGCAGGGUCAGGCAGUUGAAAUUACCCAUUGUGCCUUUAUGUUGAUUCUGGAAAAACGCAUGGCUGAAUGCAAGCCAACUGACCCUCUGUUUUCAGAUGUUAUUUGGCGAACGAAAGAAGAGAAUGAGAAAAAAAGCAUGUUAAAGUAUUAAAACGAAGCCCUAGAAAUGGUCACUUCACUUUUUAUCAUGUACCACAAGAGGACAGUGUUCUCCUAUCCUUCUGCAAUCCACACUAUGCAGAACAAAACAUUUUAGGCACCCUGUACCAAGGGUCAAAUCUAUUUCAACUUUAUUUCAGGAAUUGUAAAGGUGACCAUUACUUUCAAUUAUGACAGUUUUCAAUACAUCAAUUUCAUCUAAUUUAGAACUCAAUCCUAGAAUUGACUAGGUUAAAAUACAAACACCCCCACCCUGUUGUAUAUUACAGUCCAUGUUUUAAUAUACAACGUUCUGUCCUCAUUGUAUUUAGGGGAACUUUGGCAGUGUUGAGCUGUGCCGAUAUGAUCCUCUGGGGGACAACACAGGCGAGCUGAUCGCUGUGAAGAAGCUACAGCCCAACAAGCAGUCAAACCUGGAAGACUUUCAAAAGGAGAUCAACACCAUUCGCUCCCUGCAUUGUGACUACAUUGUCAAAUACAGGGGCGUCUGCUACAGCAUGGGUAAGAACAAUGCAAAUAAUUCAUACACCAAGACCCCAAUAACACUUUUUGUAGGCUAGACAAACUGAUAUUUUAAGUUUGUUGGGGCAUUUGGUAUCCUUUCAGUCAAUGUCAAUAGACCAUGCAACAGUCAAUGGACCAUAAAAUGGGCUGAAAUCUUUGUGAUUUUCAUAAUCAUAGCUGAAAUGCCAGAAAUGCCAUUACUUGAUAACUUUAGACCAUCUAAAAACUGUCUUUGUCAACCUCCAUAUCUUUAUUAGGUUCUUAAAUGUGCCCUCUUUGUUAUUUGUACUCAACACACUGAAUAAAAUAUAAAUAUUUGUUUUUCCCCAGAGGGAACUUCCUUCUCUUCCUAUUCUUGGAAAAACAUGUAAAAUAUUAAGUAGUGUAUUAGAAGGAAGAACCUUCAGCCUAUAUGUAAAUGAUAGCUGUUUCAAGGUAGGAAUGUUUGUGUUAACUCUCUGCAUGUUUAUCCACAUUUUGGGUAGGUCGUCUCAGCAUGAGCUUGGUGAUGGAGUAUUUGCCUUAUGGCAGUCUGAUUGGAUACCUGGAGAAGAACCGGCAGCACGUCAACAACAGGCGGAUGUUGCUCUUUGCCUCUCAAAUCUGUAAAGUAUGAGCCCAAUUAAAAUAGCAGAAUUCCUGGCUAUUCCAUACAAGACUGUUUAUCUCUACAUUGUAAAGGGGAAAUUUGUGUUGUUUUGCACACUUAGGGAUUGGAGUACUUGCAGAGCAUGCGCUACGUGCACCGGGAUCUGGCUGCUAGGAACAUUCUGGUAGCGAGUGACACACUGGUCAAAAUAGCUGAUUUUGGCCUGACAAAGAUCAUUCCCUUUGACAAGGAAUACUACAGAGUCACACAUCCUGGAGAAAGCCCAAUUUUCUGGUAACUGCCAUUGCAUUUGGAAUUGACUUUCCACUCGUGUGGAAAUGACAUGAUCUACUUCAGUGUUCUUCCUGGAGACACUUGUUACCUUUUCACACUACUGAUCCAAACUGAGCUGUACUGCGCUAUGCUGGAUAAACAUCCAUCAAUGUUGCUGGAACAAAGUAAAAGUACAGUACUGUUAGGGUUAGCGCGAUAGUGUGGAAAGGAUGUUAGUAUGUGCACAUUUCUGUUCAUGCACUAACGCACCUGAUUCUCCAAUGAAUCCAGGGCAAUAGACUUUAAGUGUUGCUGAGAGCAUUGUCAUUUUCUAUGGAAAUUAGCUCUAAAGCAAGUUGUCUUCUAAUAAGGCUUCUGUUCAUACCCAGGUAUGCCCCCGAGUCCAUCACAGAGUCCAAAUUCUCCCACAAGUCAGAUGUCUGGAGUUUUGGAGUUGUCCUUCAUGAGCUCUUCUCCUAUUGUGAGCACAACCACAACCCAAAGAGGGUAAGUGGCUAAACCAAGCCUUAAUACAUUGUUCUACUGGCCUCAUUAAAUAUGUGUUUUUCAACUUGAGCUAUCUCAAAUCUACCCACACUGACAUUACUUUAAGCUCAUAAAAAAUAUUGUCUUUUUUGUGUCAAUGAUUUUAACUCAAUUGUUAUGACUGUACAUUACCUGCCCAUAAAUGCCAAAUUUGAUAAUGACAUAUUUUCUCUCCCAUCCACUGCACAUUUAAAGCUAUACAUGCAGGAGAUUGGCAAUGACAUGCAGGGUCUCUCCAUUUCAAUGCAUCUGGUUGAUAUCCUGAAGGACAACUGGAGGUUGCCUGCCCCACCACUCUGCCCUCCCAGAGUAAGAGACACCUUACACAGCCUAGUGGUUAGAUUGUUGGGCCAGUAACCGAAAGAUCACUGGUUCAAAUACCUAAGCCAACAAGGUGAAAAAUUGGGUUCCAGAGGACAGAGUUCGGGAAACGCUGCUUUAGCUAGUCCAUGCUUACAACAACACAAUGCUUUUAAAUGCGUGGAGAGGAGUGCACGAAGUCACACUUUAAGAGAAAGAAAUGAAUAUUGGUCCUGUGCUGAGUUUUUACAGACGUAGACACUAGACAUUGGGAUGUCUCAGGUUUGAAAGUGAUUAUUUCGCCUGUUUUUGUAACCUUACAUUGUUUUAUUUGAUAGAUUUAUAGUAUGAUGACGACGUGCUGGGCAUACAGCGCUGA
Molecule: messenger RNA, 18186 nt
Organism: Coregonus sp. 'balchen'
Lineage: Eukaryota; Metazoa; Chordata; Actinopteri; Salmoniformes; Salmonidae
Source: the annotation of a GenBank genome assembly